CUCACCAUUUUUCUCAACAAAAAAGAUCUCAUCAAGCUAUUGAGUAAAUCUACUAGAAAAAUGGGAGAGGAAAACAAGGCGAAAAAAUGGGAAGGUAAAGCGAUUGUUGAGGUAAGAGGAACUGAGGAGGAAAUAGUAUGGAGUGUGUUACAAGAUUUUUGUAACCUACACAAAUGGCUACCAAUUGAUACAUGUUAUAAGUUCGAAGGAGUUGAUGGUCAGCCUGGUCUUGUUCGAUAUUGUGCUUCAACCAAAAAGGGUGCCGAUGAAAAUUCAGAGGCAGUUGUGAAGUGGUUCAAAGAGAAGCUGUUGACAAUUGAUCAUGUACAACGUUGUUUGUCCUAUGAAAUUGUUGAUAACAACAUGGGAUUUAAGAAUUACGUGGCGAUAAUGAAAGUAUUGCCGCUGAAGAUCACUGAUGAUGAUGAUGAACGUGUAGGGUGUAUGAUUGAAUGGGAGUGUGUUUGUGAUCCAGUGGAAGGAUGGAGUUUGCAAAAUUUGCACUCUUACAUUGGAAACUUUCUUAGGUGUAUGGCCAACAAGAUCGAGCUUGCAUACUCUCCACUCUUCGAAUAGAUAUGAAAUAUAUAUAUGUUUUCUUUUAGAUCUAUAUAUUGUAGUUGAAAUUGUGUACUACAAUUUUUCCUUGCGUCUAUGGUGUAAUUUGUUUUUGUUUGUGAAGUCACUAUUUCUAUAUGAAUGAAUUUAUGUAUUUGAGAUGUUAAA
This is a messenger RNA of Lathyrus oleraceus (garden pea), 726 nucleotides long. Its product is annotated as lachrymatory-factor synthase. The transcript has a single exon. The coding region runs from base 61 to 576 and encodes 171 amino acids. The record is from RefSeq and is a predicted model, not a curated record. NCBI's taxonomy places the organism in Eukaryota, Viridiplantae, Streptophyta, Magnoliopsida, Fabales, Fabaceae.